GGCACUUACAAAAAUAAGAGUUCAGAGUCAGCUAAAAAACUUAGAGAGUGUACAUAGAUAAGGCGAAAGCCUUUGGAAAUUAUGGCCAAUUUAGCUCUUUCUAGGCCUAUUUUUCUAGCCCUGAAGGUGUUUCAAAACAAUUUUAGGACUGUUAAAACCCGGUAUUUAAUAUAGACUUACAACAAUGUUCUUUGAUUAUAACCUUCCUUAACACAACUUCAAUGUUCUUGGACUUCUUCGAACUCUUUCACCUUUUACUUUUGUACCUUCCACUGGGGUUGGGGGCAUCAAUAAACGGCGUCACGCGUUUUAGAAAGGGGGACGGGGUGUCAUUAGUUUUUAACAAUAUGAGUCAUGGUGAAAGUGUUCUUAAUUUGUAUGAGAUGACACUUUUGUGAUUGGUAGGGGGGGGGGGAGGGGGCAAAAAGUAGAUUCACUUCAUUUAUGAAUGGGCCCCCCAUCUUGAAUCUUAGUCACUUAGUUUACUCUUUAUUUAGUCUUACUAUAUUUUAGGUAGUCUAACCAUAAUUUUAAGGGCUCAAACCGGGACCAAAAUAAGUAUCACAUUAGGUCUUCAGGCUUACAUUGACAUCAUUAGUUUUUAACAAUAUGAGUCAUGGUGAAAGUGUUCUAAUUUGUAUGAGAUGACACUUUUGUGAUUGGUAGGGGGGGGGGAGGGGGCAAAAAGUAGAUUCACUUCAUUUAUGAAUGGGCCCCCCAUCUUGAAUCUUAGUCACUUAGUUUACUCUUUAUUUAGUCUUACUAUAGUAUAGGUAGUCUAACCAUAAUUGUAAGGGCUCAAACCGGGACCAAAAUAAGUAUCACAUUAGGUCUUCAGGCUUACAUUGACAUUGUGUUGGUUGGGCUAGGAAGAGAUAUACCGGUACAAAGAUAUUUUUAAGGGAAGUGCUAUCCACACAGCUCUGUGAAUAAUGUUGAGCGUUAUCGGCAGACCGAGAUCUGUGAAUAAUGCUGAGCGUUAUCAGCAGACCGAAAUCUGCGAAUAAUGCAGAGCGUUAUUGUUGGACAGAAAUGUUCCCAUAAUUACGCACAUUUCUAGAAAUAUUUAGGAUCACAUUCCAAGCCGGGGUAGGGGUGUAGUUUUAAGUAAUGUAGGAGAGAUCGAUCGUUAAUGAGAAUGGCACAAACACAUCUCAAAACCGAAGCUACCGGUAUGCACAAGUUAAAUUUAAAAAAUGUAAUAGGCCUAACUAUAGCCUAUAUAUUGGAUAUAGGACAAUUAAUUAUUGUGCCUACAUCUGCUCUGAUAGGGGCCAACAUAGGGUCUAUUCGACCUAUAGAGUGUUACUAAUGGAUCCAGUCAAACCUCCUACUCCUAGACGUAACUAAUUUUCUGGUAUUUCAUAUUAAAUGUUAUACCAGUAAUAAAAAUGUUACCGGUAUUCUUCAUGUAGACUCACUUUCACCCACUAGAGAUAACUUUAAAUGAUGUCAAAGCUUGAUAGGAUAUCAUUUAGUUUUUUUAAAGCACUAUGAUAUAUCACGUAGUCCAGAAAUGUUCUGUCAGAAAUAGUUGACGUGCCGUGCAACAGUGUAAUGAUGCAGAGAGGUGUCUGCAUUAGGGGGCCAUGUGAGAGACGGGGAGGGGCAUAUAGGCCCUACAUCGAUAAUAACAGAAUCUAAUCCUGUUUAAGGCUAGUAUUUUUUCCUGAUCCUUGAGGGUGUCCCUAAGUCUACCCAGCUCUGGCCUUAGCUGGGGAAAAGUAAAGCUAGCUGGUUAUUGCGCUGGCCAUACACUCACACUUGAAAACGCUGCUUCAAUUGCCCCAAGGGAACUUUACUUCCCAAAGACUCACAAUGCAUCCUACGACCAGCAGGGUUCCAAUUAAUUUUUGUAUGCUUUUUUUGUAUUUAGACCCAUAGUUACAACAGUGGCAGUAUGGCUUUUUGUUUCAAUUAUCAACAUUAUUUUUACAAGAACUAAAAUUGUUGAUGUCAAUGAUAUUGAAAUGUUUUAAGUACGGUACCGGUAUGUUCAUUUCAUUGUCAUCACUAAGUGUUAUUUCAACUAUUUCUGGAGCGGCAUAUUGUGUCCCUACUUAUUAUGAUACUUAAUAGAAAAUAAAAUGAAAGAAAUAAAAUGUGACAUAUAUUUUCAGCUAAACAUUAAUACACAACUCUGAGAUUUAAAAUAUUUGAAUAAGUAAGUUAUUAAUAUUUAUUUGUUUAUUAGAGAAAAAACAAAUGGAUGUUAAAGUCUAUGAGUGGAAUUAUACAAAGAAAAUUAAACAGUCAAAAGAGCUAAAAGUAUAUCACAAUGUACAGUUUGAACAGCUGUAUCUGACUUAAACAUGGUUUAUGCAGCUCAUCUGCGUGUCCAUGUUGUUUACAGUUUUUUGACAAAAAUUGAAUGAACAUUCUAACAAAAUAGAUUGAAACUUGUAACAUAAGUAACAAAACUAUAUGAAAAUAAUAAUAAUAGUAAAACUAUGUGAACAGAAUAAGAAAGCUAUAUGAAGAAUAUAAUUAUAAUAUAACACUACAAAAUAACCAUUAAAUAUAUUUUUUUUUUAAAUUUUUUUUAUAAAAAGUAGCUUCCCCAACGGGGAAUCGUAUUCAUGUCUUCCGGGUGACAGACGGAGAUACUGACCACUACACUACCAAUGAGAUGUUUACAUUCGAACUUUGUAUUUUAUAUUCAUAAUUUAAUUUAUCACAUUCUGCCAAUAAUGUCGAUCGUUAUCGGCAGACCGAAAUCUGCGAAUAACGGCGAGCGUUAUCCGCACAGCUCUGUGAAUAAUCACUUCGUAUUUUUAACUAAUACUAUAAUAAUUAAUAUGCUUAAAUUAUUGGCAAUGAACACGUUUUAACUAAUACUGUAAUGAACAGAUUGAACACUAUGCUUUAAUUAUUGGCAAUUGUAACACAGUGGUAAGAAAACUGGGGUAAAAAUGGAAAUCUUGGGGGUAAUGAGAGUUCAAUAGACAGUCUAAAUAUAAUAUUAUUUUUAAAGCGUUUUUACAAAAUGGAAAUUCGGGCAAUACAGUAUCUGGCCGGUGUAACUUAGAAAUGCAUUUAACAUGUUGUGGUUACUAGUGGGUUCCACAGCCUGCACAACGCUUUGUUUUGAAUAUGUUAUUUGGCCUAGUCUAUUUAUCUUAUACUCAGUGGCUUCACUAGAGUCAGUGUCACCCAGUGCAGUAUAUCCAUAGUGUUGCCCCAUCCAGACUUCCCCAUGGACCUCAUACACAUCAGCCUGCUCUGGUGAUACCCUUCUCUUAUGGACACCUGGUCUGGCGGUACACUGCUCUUGUAUUAAACGUAGAUUUGUUGUGUGCCAUUCCACUGUUAAGGUGUCACUGGGUGUGGUAUGUCCACACCCACCUAGUGUAGCCACUGCUUAUGCUCAAAACAUCACAAGAUGCAAAGAUUUUUAAAAUUGCUCAUGAGGAAGCAUUAAAAAAGUUGCUGCCUUUUGCAAAAAUCCAAUUUUGCUUAAAAGGAUUAGACACUUUAAUGAAAAAACCAAAACAAAUUUUUAAAAAAUCAUAGAAAUAAACUGUUUAACCCAAAGAUCGAAACAUCCUUUCUAAAAAAUUUGAAGUGCAUAUUUUUUCAAAGAAAUUCUUUUAUUUUAUGCAUAAUUAGAAUUCUAUAAAUUUAUUUUCUUGAAUUAAAUUUGUCCUUUUAAUAUUUACCAUGUUUCUCCUUGUAACUAGAUUCAAUAAACCAUUUUGAAUUUAACAAGUAUUUUUUUUUAAAUUUCUUUUCAGUCGGGAGGUAAAGUCAGUGUGAAAAAUUUAACUUUGGGGUGAUGUGUAAGAAAGUUUGCCGAGCAACUGAUUUAACAUAUCAAAAAUAAUAGUGUUGUAUAGAUGUAACUAAUAUGAUGCAUCACAACAUGUUUUAGUUAUUACACAAACAUGGCGUUGUGCAAGCUGGAACUUACAAGGAGAAUUUUAAUUUUAUUUCAUUAAUUGAUAGCAAUGUGUACCUAAUUUACUUGGUAAACAGUAGAUUGUAGAUUUUUUUUAACUAAUUGGGGCUGGGAGUGGUUCGUAAAACCUAUUUUCUGGACAGUGUAUUAAACAUAGUUCACUGUGUAUUGGAGAUUUGUAUCUCUAUGAAAAGAGAUCUUUACAAACAUUGAUGACUGGUGCUUAUCUGAGGUUACAUUGUGUUUCAGGCAUGAAUUCUGCUAUAUAUAUUUUAACAAGUGUGCAGAUCACAUUAUCACAUUUUGGUCGCUGCUUGUAUAGUACAUAUUUAGAUUAUACCUAUACUUUGUAAAAGGGCCAGAAUCGUGUGCAUUGCAUUCAAUAAUUAAAAAAAAAUUUUAAAGACGGGCAACUCAGAUACCUAUGUUUUGAAAAUCAACAUUUUAACUGUGGGACAUAUUAAUUUUAAAGUAAAUCGAAACCAGUCUGAACAGUGUAUCUAAACCUGGACGAUCCAGAUAAAAGUAUGCCAAAGCUUUUAUUCACUCGGAUUAAAUAUUAGUAUUUAACUUUAAUAGGAUUAUCAGGACAAUUUUAGAUAACAUGCUAAGGAGAACUCCUUGUUUGAGUAAACGGAAACACACUUUCCCCAAAUGUGAUAUAAAUUGCAAGGCAUGGAGCAAAUGCUAACAGUACAGAGUGAACCAUAUUAUUCAAAUUUACAAGCGUCGAGUGCACUGACAAACUGAAAUAUUAAAUCUGCCUAUUGUAAUGUCUACUAAGAAACAACAAUUUAUUACUAAGUUAUGCAACUUAAAAUUAUAUUUAAAUCAGAAUAUUUCAUGAUUGUUGGAUUUUUUGGAAAAAUAAACCUCGUCUAAAAUUGAAUUAGUUGUAAUUUAAUAUAAUAAUUUAUUUAUAUGAAAGUUGUUUUUGUUAAAAUUAUUUAUUACUGAUUACUUAAUCUUCUCUUCCUAAAACGGGCAUGAAAUUGACUCAAAGUAAAGCAGACACACUGAGUAUUAGAAUAAUAAUUUUUUCUUUAAGUCUAACCAGUUUUAUUUGAUUUAUUAUUUUAUUUAAUCUACAGAUGUUUAUACACAAUUUCCAUAACUGGUAGAAAGGGCUAUUUUCUAAAAAUGAAUCAUCACCAAAAUUGUUCUGUACAAGAUCAUGAUAAUCACUUACAGUCUAAAAGAACUUUUUUUAAACUGCCCAACUUGAAUCCUCUGUCUAAUGCUUCAAAACGCAAAGCUUAUUCAGAGAGGAGACUUCUGGGGUGAGGAACAAGAUCUUGUUAGUUUGAUUUUUUUUCUGGUACAACUUACAAAAUCUGUUCUUUGGAAUAUCACUAGUUGAGUAGCUGUUCAUUACCUUUUUUUUAAUUGAUAAUAUUUGCAAUGGUAAUAUAUAUCAACAUUUUAAUUUAUUGUUCUUAUUUAUCAAAUUUUAAAGGUUAACCUUAGCAUUCUGCACAAAUAUGUCAGUUUUUGAAAAAUGGUUCACCUCGAAUUAUGUCAAAAAUAAGCAUUCCUCAGCUCAUUUGGUUUUUUGUACAAUGUUUGCUAUUUUCAGCUACUCCAUGGAACAGAUGUAUGAUAUAGUAGCUGAUGUAGGUUCAUAUAAGCAGUUUAUUCCAUGGUGCACUAACUCAUCUGUGUAUGAUGUGCGUCCAAACGGUUGCAAAGCAAGAAUGGAAAUUGGCUUUCCUCCACUGCAAGAGAAAUACAUUUCAACCAUCAAAUUAGUUCGGCCCAAUCUUGUGCAUGUAGGAAAUAUUCUCAUAUGAUUAAACCGUUCAAUUCAUCGCCUUAAUAAUCCUUACAGUUAUAUAAAUCCUUCACAGAGAGUGUUUCAUAAUAAAAAAAUUUAAAAAUUCAUGUCUUGACUGAAAUGUUUUAUGAUUCAUGUUAAAAUUUUAUAUUGUUUGCUUUACAGUCAGAGUGCACCGAUGGGAGGCUUUUUACCCAACUUGUAACUAUAUGGCAGUUUAGUCCAGGAUUGUCUGGAAAUCCGAAUACUUGCACACUAGAUUUUUCGGUCAGUAUACAUUUUUAAGUCACCUUACCUAUGAUUCAGUGUCAUCGAAUUUUUAUGUUUUAGCAUUACACUUUAACACUUUUGUAGAAAGCUUUUCUUAUUUCUCCUGGUUGCAACGAUUAUGAAAUGUUCAAUGAAUUAACAUGGCAGAAAGUAUUUUAAAUUUUAGAGCUCUUGAGGAACUAUUAACUGGGCAGCGCUCUUUACCAUGUUGGAAUUUAUAAUAAACAUUUGUGUCGUGAAUUUAAAUUGUACAUAUUUGUGCUUCCCAGGUGGUGUUUGAAUUUCGAUCUCAGUUACAUUCACAGCUUGCCACUGUGUUUUUUGAUGAAAUAGUAAAGACAAUGGUGAAUGCCUUUCUCAAGAGAGCAAGAGCUCUACAUGGACCAGAAUCUAUAAAAAGUCAGAAACCUAAAGUUAUAGACUAUACCACUUAGCUGAUAUAAUAUUAAUAGAAUGUGUAAAUAGAAUCAUUUUGAUGUAGAUAAUACAGAUAGUGACAGUUGUAAAUUUAAUUUUUUUAUCAGAUUCAGAGACUUAUUUUUGUAUAUAAUUUCUACAUACUGUACACAAUGGGCUAAUAUGGUAUAUAUGUCAUGAUUUUAUAGGGUUACUGUAAGAGUAUCUUUGUUGAACUCAGGCGUGACUCCCACCAUGGCAAAAAUGAUUUGUAUUUAUUGUUAGCAUUGAUUCAUUGCUAGAUGUAUUUUACAGCUGGAGUUUUGAUAUAGGACAUCAUAUUUGUAACUUAUUUUUUUUUGGUUAUCAACUAAGUAUUUUUUAGGGGAUAAUACAACCAAAGGGGAAGAAUUUAUUUAUUCAAAUAUAUUAUUUUAUUUUGUCUGCUCGAAUAGACCUUUAAUUCAUGGAGCAAGUCCAUAUACAUUUGUUUAAUGUAUAUUCAGUAAUGUGCAAACUUCUUGAUAUGCAAAGUCUCAAACUUCCAAUUGAGGUAAAAAUCAAUAUACCAUCCUCAAAACAACAGAAACAUUGAGUGGGACCAGUCCAAAUGCAAUAGGAAAUGGGGAAAUAAAAGGUUUAAAUCUAAACAAUAGUACAGGAAAGGACUUGAUUUAGUAUCAUGGUAGCUACAUAUGGAAAUCCUCCAAAAAAAAAUAUUUUGCAAAAUUUACUUUUAACUUUAACACUUGAACCAUAUUAUUUGCACAAGUUUGAGGCUUUUACCUUAUUUAAGAGACUCAACCCCCAUAUGUAUUAGUAUUACAUUCUGCCUUUCCCAACUCAUUCUUGUCCCCUCUUUCAUCAGGGCUGUUAACUGGUGCUGUCUGUUUAUGUACAACCAGUCAUUUUAUUUCUUUAAUUAUGGUUGGCAAAUAUUGUUUAUUCUUAAAGUAAGUCAUUCUGAUCCAGACAUUUAUAACCAGAUUAUUUACAAAUGGGAAUUAAUUCAUCUUUUUUCCUGGGGUAUAGAUUUUGGAAUUUCUUAAAUUCCAGUCAUCUUCUUUUUUACUUCAUUGGAAUGGUUUAAUUUUUGCAUUAAUUUUUACACAGUUAACAGAAUUUGAACAGAGUUAAAACACUUUAAUUAAUGGUGGGAGUGACUUAUAUUGAUUUUUCAAGUAAAUUAUUGUUUUAACUUAAUAUUAAUACCAAGAUAGUCCAAAGUUUGUCAUCACUAGUGCUAAUUAUUACACUAGGAAGAUAUCUCUCAAAUUUUUAAGAGAUUGGAGAGGGUUGGGAGGGGUGUUUAACAUGAUUUCCCAAAUUUUUUAAAAGGCAUUGAAAUAUGUGAAAUUGAAUGUUCUUUACAUCUUAAGGGUGUGUGUGAUAUGUCAAAGACACACAUGCUCAAACAUAAAAUUUAUUGGAGAUAUUGUACAUUAUUUAUUUCUAAAGACCUGAAAGAAGUUAAUUGCUGAUUGACAACAGAUUGAACAUGUGAUAGUCUAGUUACUCAUUAAUAAAUCCAAGAAUGAAACAUGAAUGAUAAGCUUGUGUGUUUUAUUUAUUUUUUUAUAAUCUUAAUGUAUGUUCCAUGUCCAUAGCUACAAAAUUC
Lymnaea stagnalis (great pond snail) is the source of this 7956-nucleotide messenger RNA. The record is from the annotation of a GenBank genome assembly. NCBI's taxonomy places the organism in Eukaryota, Metazoa, Mollusca, Gastropoda, Lymnaeidae.